Ornithorhynchus anatinus (platypus) is the source of this 1429-nucleotide messenger RNA. It is a transcript of the gene MARCO, whose product is annotated as macrophage receptor with collagenous structure. Gene Ontology annotation, cellular component: membrane. NCBI's taxonomy places the organism in Eukaryota, Metazoa, Chordata, Mammalia, Monotremata, Ornithorhynchidae. The transcript has 12 exons. Bases 54 to 1394 code for a protein of 446 amino acids. The record is from RefSeq and is a predicted model, not a curated record.
CCUCGAGGGCCGCUCGCCUGGGUCACUCACCCCUGGUCCGCCCGCCCGCCGCCAUGGACACGCGAGGGAUCCUGAAGGAGGAGGUCACGGGUGACCCAGAGGACCUCCCUGGGGCAGCACCGACCACCGCCUUCGCUGGGUCAGUCCAGACCACCGCCUUCCCUGAGCCAGACCGAGUCACCACCUUCCUCUCGGGCAUGGCUCCGCUCCAGAUGUACGAGCCAAACCCAAAGCGUCCCAGUGGAAAGAACCGCUUCUUCGCAGCUGUCACUCUCUACCUCGUCCUGCUGACGGCAGGCCUGGGAUUACUGCUGGCCCAAGUUUUACACUUGCAGGAGAAAAUGACAGUCCAGCAAGAGUGGUCCAGGGCUGUGGAAGAAUCCCUGUUCCCCAAUGCUUCCCACCUCUCCGGGCAGGACCUCGGCCCUCUCCCCACGGGAAGGAGUCCCUCCUUCUCCUACUUGCUUUCCCAUUACAACCCCCCAUCUCCCACCUUUGCGGGAGAGAGGGCGAGGCUCCAGACCCUAGAGAAGGAAGUCCAAGACAUCUGGACCAGUCACGGAGACCUGAUGCAAGCCUUGGACAAUCUCACCCUGGUCCCAGGUCCUCAGGGGCCCUCGGGAGCACCAGGCCCAACAGGUCCUCGAGGAGAUAAUGGAGCCCCUGGAAAGGAUGGAAAUCCAGGACGACCAGGACAACCUGGACAGACCGGGCCACGUGGGAUCCAGGGCCCGGCCGGCCUCAGGGGGGAUCCAGGAGUCCAAGGCCCGAAAGGAGCCCCAGGAGCCACCGGUCUUUCUGGGGCCCAUGGGGCCCCCGGACUUCAGGGGGCCAACGGGAUCCCGGGUGACAAAGGACAGAAAGGGGAACCAGGCCUGGACGCAUCUAGAGGGCUGCAGGGACCAAAGGGAGACAAGGGGGAUCCCGGAUUUAGAGGUUAUCCAGGAAACCCGGGCCUCAAGGGGGCCAGUGGAAACCAAGGUCUGAAGGGCCAGAAAGGUGACCUGGGUGAGAAAGGAAGCCAGGGGCCAACUGGGCCUGCAGGACCCCCAGGGCAGCCCGGGAUCAAGGGGGCCACUGGAGCCCCAGGGUCCUCGGGGUAUAGCGUGCGGAUCGCGGGCGGAGGCCGGCGGGGCCGCGCGGAGAUCGAGUACCAGGGCAUCUGGGGGACCAUCUGCGACGACGACUGGGAGGCCGUGGACGCCAGGGUCUUCUGUCGCAUGCUGGGCUACAGCACCGGAUCCGCCGGCGUCCCCAGUCCGGGCACGGGCCGCAUCUGGCUGGACAACGUGCAGUGCAGGGGCACCGAGACCACCAUCUUCGAGUGUCCCAAGCAGCCCUGGGGAGACCACAACUGCAACCACAACGAGGACGCCGCCGUCAGCUGCUCCUGACGCACCCCCCGCCCCCCGGCCUCGCCCCCCGCCCC